UUGCAUCUGAGAUGGACAUGGCAGUGGUAACGAAAUUAUUAAAGCAACUGGUUACAGCUCCGGCCCUUCCUCGUUAUCCACACCCCAAUCAUAGAAGGCCACCAUUAACAAUCUCUGCUUCAAAAAUGAGCUCCACUGAAUCCCAGACUAAAGCUUUUUCAACAGCCAAAACCAUCGAUUCACAUUUACACAUAUGGGCUUCACCCGAAGAGGCUGCAGACAAAUACCCUUACUUUCCUGGCCAAGAACCCACUUUGCCUGGAAAUGUUGAUUUCUUGCUCCAGUGCAUGGCAGAAGCGAGUGUGGAUGGGGCACUCAUUGUGCAGCCUAUUAAUCAUAAGUUUGAUCAUUCUUUAGUGACAAGUGUCCUGAAGAAGUACCCGACCAAAUUUGUUGGUUGUUGCCUAGCAAAUCCUGCAGAAGAUGGCAGUGGGAUUAAGCAGCUUGAACAGCUUGUUUUGAAGGAUGGUUUCCGUGCUGUUCGUUUCAAUCCAUAUCUAUGGCCAUCUGGUCAGCAGAUGACAAAUGAAGUUGGCAAGGCAAUGUUUUCUCGGGCUGGAGAACUUGGAGUGCCAGUGGGUUUCUUGUGUAUGAAGGGUCUUAAUCUGCACAUUUCAGAGAUUGAGGAGCUAUGCACUGAGUUUCCUUCAACAAAUGUCUUGCUUGAUCAUUUGGGUUUCUGCAAACAGCCAACAAAUGACGAUGAAAGUCUUGCCUUCUCAAAGCUUUUAAAGCUAUCCAGAUUUCCACAGGUGUAUAUUAAAUUCAGUGCUCUGUUUCGGCUGUCAAGAAUGGCAUUCCCAUACCAGGAUCUCUGCUCUCUUCUAUCUCAAGUUGUCUCCAGCUUUGGCAUAAACCGUGUGAUGUGGGGCAGUGAUUUUCCAUACGUCGUUGCUGAAUGCGGUUAUAAAGAAAAUAAAGAAGCAGUUUGUCUCAUUGCCGAUGAAGCAAAAUUGUCAUCUUCAGAGUCGGAAUGGCUCAUGGGCGGAACAAUCACGCGACUUUUCCAAGAUCAAUGGCUUCCUCAGCAAUAUUAAUGAUUAUAUUACCUGCAAAUAUCAUAUUUCUUUCUGUUGUCAUCAAUGGUCAAGAGUAUUUUGGCAACAUUUGGUCAAUCCUCCUCGAAAAUGCAACAAAAAUAUAAAUUAUUUUGUCACAA
Molecule: messenger RNA, 1159 nt
Organism: Mangifera indica (mango)
Lineage: Eukaryota; Viridiplantae; Streptophyta; Magnoliopsida; Sapindales; Anacardiaceae
Exons: 10
Coding region: 12-1037 (341 amino acids)
Biological process (GO): secondary metabolic process
Cellular component (GO): cytoplasm
Molecular function (GO): hydrolase activity; carboxy-lyase activity
Source: RefSeq, a predicted model, not a curated record